AUGGCAUCUGGUAACUCCAUAUCAGCUCAACAGGAUGUUGUUAUAGAAGAGAUAGAUCAUGUAAGGGUAGUCACUUUGAACAGACCAAAGCAAUUAAAUGCUAUCUCACCUAGCCUGGUUUUUCUGCUAGCAAAAUGUUUGGAAAAAUGGGAGAAAGAUGAGAAAGCGAAUCUAAUCAUCAUUAAGGGGGCUGGUAGGGCUUUCUGUGCUGGAGGGGAUUUGAGAGUAUUCUAUGGUGGCAGGAUAACAAGGGGAGAUUCAUGCCUUGAAGUUGUCUACAGAUUUUACUGGCUUUGCCAUCACAUUAGUACCUAUAAGAAAACUCAGGUUGCUCUUGUUAAUGGAAUUUCAAUGGGUGGAGGUGCAGCAUUGAUGAUUCCAUUGAAGUUCUCAGUUGUAACAGAAAAAACAGUUUUUGCCACUCCUGAAGCAAGUUUUGGAUUUCAUACUGAUUGUGGUUUCUCAUACUACCAUUCUCGUUUGCCAGGGUAUUUAGGUGAAUAUUUGGCACUUACGGGAGGGCGGUUGAAUGGACAGGAAUUAGUUGCAGCUGGACUCGCAACACAUUUAGUCUCUUCUGAGAAAAUCGGUGAGCUAGAGAAGCGCUUGAUUAGCUUAAAUUCUGGUGACGAGAAUGCUGUGAGAUCAGUGAUUGAAGAAUUUUCUUUAGAGGUUAAACUUAAUGAAGAGAGUAUCUUAAACAAGAAAUCAAUAAUUGAUGAGUGUUUUUCAAAGGAUUCUGUCGAAGAAAUUAUUAAAUCAGUGGAAGCUGAAUCAAGCAAGGAAGAAAAUGGAACGAUAGGUCCAGUUUUGAAAGAAAUGAAAAGAACAUCACCUACUGCGUUGAAAAUAGCAUUAAGAUCGGUUCGUGAAGGAAGGAAUCAAUCACUAUCUGAAUGUCUCAAAAAGGAAUUCAGAUUGACAAUGAAUAUACUCCGAGCUACGAUAUCCGAGGAUAUGUACGAGGGCAUUAGAGCUCUCACCAUUGACAAGGACAAUGCUCCAAAGUGGGAUCCUCCGUCACUUGACAAAGUAGAUGAUGAGAAAUUGGACUUAAUUUUUAAGCCUUUUGACAAGGAUUUAGAGCUUCAGAUUCCAGAAAGUGAAGAAUGCAGGUGGGAUGGUAAAUAUGAGAGUUCAGCUUAUGCUAUUCCAAACAGAGAAACACCGAUAUCAACUUAG
This is a messenger RNA of Lathyrus sativus (Indian pea), 1182 nucleotides long. Lineage: Eukaryota; Viridiplantae; Streptophyta; Magnoliopsida; Fabales; Fabaceae. The record is from the annotation of a GenBank genome assembly.